Molecule: messenger RNA, 987 nt
Organism: Paramecium primaurelia
Lineage: Eukaryota; Ciliophora; Oligohymenophorea; Peniculida; Parameciidae
Source: the annotation of a GenBank genome assembly
AUGAUUGAUAUCUUUGGUGUUUAAUAUAAAUAAUAGAUAUCUUUAGAUUAAAAAGAAUAAAAGUCUAUUCUAAGUGGAAUAUGUUCAAUUAUUGUAUUAGGAGCUAGUUUAAGUUAUUUUAUAUAUGUAAUGAAUGAAUGGUGGAGUUCCAAAAUAUUACCAAAUUCAACUAACUUAAUGAAAGUUCAGAAUUACUCUUAAAUUUUAUAUAAUGAAGAUGCUUUAUUUGAAUUUUGUUAUUGGAAGUAUAGUGAAGAAUAAGUUGAUCCAUUUAGAUUAUAAAAUAAUAUUUUAACUCCUAUUGGAAUUUACUUUAUUAAUGGUAUUCCUUAAAAACCAUUCUCUCUAUUAAAUUAAUCAUAAACAAUAUCACCUUAUAAUACAAAUCUAUUAAGAGUUGAUAAUCUUUCUUUAGUUCAAAAUAGUGGUUUUGAUAAUGAUUUAAAUGAUACUACAGAAUUAAUGAUAGUAAUAACUUCAUGUAAUAUCACUCUAUUGAAUAGUGGUUAUGAAUGUGCAUCUGAUUAAGAAAUUAAAGAAUUCUUUGAAAAAUCUGUAAAUUAUAUCAGUUUUUGGUUGAAUUUAAAGUAAUAUGAUUCAUAUACUUAAAAAUUCUAAGUUGUAAAAAAACAAUAUUAUUUAACUUUUGACUCUUAAAUCUCUCAUUAAGGUUAAUUAAUACUUACUUAAACUUAAGCUACCAUAGAUACUGGUAUUUUAUUUAGUAAUUAUGAAUCAAAAAGCUUUAUAUACAAUGCUUAAUUAAUAACAAGUGCAACAUCUAAUCAAUUUUGGUCUACUCUAUUAGUUAAGAAUUCAUAUCUUAAUUUAUUUAUACGACUUGAUCCAAUGUCUAUUGAUACUUAAAUUGUAUAUCCAAAAUUAGGAGAAAUACUUGCUUAAGUAGGAUCAAUAAUGAGUAUGUUAAUGACUAUUUAAUANAAUACUUUUAUCACACUAUAAUAUACUAUAUAUUUAUUUACAUGA